Messenger RNA from Salvia splendens (bonfire salvia), 1622 nucleotides. Its product is annotated as protein indeterminate-domain 12. Gene Ontology annotation, molecular function: DNA-binding transcription factor activity. The coding region runs from base 400 to 1461 and encodes 353 amino acids. NCBI's taxonomy places the organism in Eukaryota, Viridiplantae, Streptophyta, Magnoliopsida, Lamiales, Lamiaceae. The record is from RefSeq and is a predicted model, not a curated record. The transcript has 3 exons. Gene Ontology annotation, cellular component: nucleus.
UUCAGUUUCAAGAGAGAGAUAGACAGAUAUUUGAAUUGUGCAGCAGAAAAAUACUAGGAGAAGAAGGAAACAAAAUUAGAUAGUUUAAGACAGUGAUUUAGAGAGUUAGAUUCUACUAGUAUUAGUUUUUGUUUUCAAUUUUGUUUUUGUCUUAUUUCCAUAUUUAACAAAUUAUUUAUGUGAAUUCAUCGAUAUUAUAUGACUCCUCAGCUGCAUUAAAUUUCCAGGUAGGAUUUAGCUAUUUCAUGUGUAGGGCUUUAAUGAGGGUUUGUUAGAGGAGCUUCUCUUCACUCACAAAAUACAAAAAAAAAAUUCUUUAAAUCUCAAUAUUUUGCUUUUUUUUUGUCACAAUUCAACUAAAUUAUUCGUCUCCCUCCGCCCCCAAAAUUAGAAAUAACAAUGUUUCCGAUGGCGAUUCCGAAUUCAAUCGAAAACGGCAGUCGUACUAGGGUUAAUCACGAUAUCGGCACCUUAAAUUCAAUGCUGCCGAAUUCCACCACCAUCGCCGCUCCCGCCCCCACCCCCCCUCAGGUCAAGCCCAAGAAGAAGAGAAACCUACCCGGAAACCCCGAUCCGGACGCGGAGGUGAUCGCGCUGUCGCCCAAAACCCUAAUGACGGCGAACAGGUUCGUGUGCGAGAUCUGCAACAAGGGUUUCCAGAGGGAUCAGAACCUUCAGCUGCACAGGAGGGGCCACAAUCUGCCGUGGAAGCUGAAGCAGCGGAGCACGAAGGAGGCUCGCAAGAGGGCGUAUGUCUGCCCGGAGCCUUCGUGCCUCCACCACCACCCGUCCCGUGCGCUGGGGGACCUCACGGGGAUCAAGAAGCACUACUGCCGGAAGCACGGCGAGAAGAAAUGGAAAUGCGAGAAGUGCUCGAAGAUCUACGCCGUGCAGUCGGAUUGGAAAGCUCACUCCAAGACCUGCGGGACCCGAGAGUAUCGAUGCGACUGUGGAACCCUUUUCUCCAGGAAGGAUAGCUUCAUCACCCACAGGGCAUUUUGUGAUGCAUUGGCUGAAGAAAGUGCAAGGCUCUCUGCUGUCACAAACUCAAUCUUGGCUCCAAACCCUGAUUUCCCCCCGCCCCCGGCCCCCGGCCCUGCCGCCACCCAGCCAUACCUCUUCACCCCGGGCCACCACCGCCAUUUCGGGCAGCCGUGGGGGCCUCAGCCCCACCAAAACCCCAACCCCAUGAAUCUCUCCCAUGCUGAGCAACACCUAGCACCCCAACUCUACCAAGGCAUGAGGAGUGUGGCGGCGGCCGCGGUGGGGCCCUCCUCCAGCAUGGUGUGGCAGAGGGGCGGCGGCGGCAGCGACGUGCUGACCAGGGACUUCCUCGGCCUCACGGGCGGCGGAGGUAGGGAGGAGCUGCUGCCGCUGGUGAAGCUGUCGGCGUUUGAGAGGGAUCACAGCUAUGUGAUGAGGCAGCAUGGCUUUGGGUUCGGUGGGUGGGGAAAUUGCUAGAGUGAGAGGGGAAAUUGCUUUAUUUAGUAUUCCCAACACAAUAAAGAGCGAGGCAAAAGAAACUAAUGGUUUUUUAUUUAUGUUUUAUUUCGUUUUUGUUUUUUGCUUGGACGACGUUUUUGGGUGAUCUAUUAGUGAGAAUAAUGAAUUAUAUGCGGGUU